GGCCGCAUAUAUAUACGCAUGCAUAUCUCGCGAUCCAGCUCCAGGCGAGACUAGCUAGUGUCAAGGAGGAGGAGCAGCAGCAGAGUACGCACGUACAGCGCCACCCACACCACACCCAUGGCAAAGGACAAGGCGGCGUCCGGCGGGAACGGCGGCGGCGAUGGGGCGGCGGCGCCGGCUGGGGAGCAGCUGGUGAUAAGGGCGCCGGUGCACUGCGAUGGCUGCGGCAGGAAGCUGCGCCGCUCACUCCAGCGCCUCGAGGGUGUUGGAGAGGUGACCGUGGACAGCCGGGCCGACACGGUGGUCGUGAGGGGCCGCGGGGCGGUGGAGAACGCGGCGGAGGUCGUGCAGGUCGUCGAGAGGAAGACCGGGGAGAAGGCGGUGCUGGUCAGCCCGUCGCCGCCGGAGAAGCUGCUGCUGCCGGCGCGGUCGUCAGCGCCCAAGGCCAAGGGUGGAGAGACCAACACCAACAAAGACAUAGGGAACGAGCUACCGGAACUGGACAUGAAAAUGGUUACCGUUCUUAAGAUAAACCUGCACUGCGACGCCUGCAGCGAGGAGAUCAAAAGGCGGAUACUUAAGAUUACAGGCGUGGAGGAAGCCAUGCCGCACCUCAAGUCUUCACAGGUGGCGGUGAAGGGAAAGGUGGAGCCGGCAACACUGGUGGGCUUCAUCCACAAGUGCACGGGGAGGAGAGCCGCCAUCAUCAGGGCGGAGCCACUGGAUGAUGUUCUCCUGCCGCAACCACCAAACCCGCCGGCGGCGCCACCGGCGUCUAAAGCCGAGAGCAAGAAAGAUGAGCCACCUGCUGAGAAUCCGCCGGCCAAGGUGGAGGAGCCAAACGAGGAGAACAGAGGAGGGGGAGAGAAGGACAACGCGGAUGACGACAACCCCAAGACGGAGAAGCCGGCUAGCGACGGCCACGGCGCCGGCGCCGCCGAGGAGCAUGGAGCCCAUGCAACAACCGAAGGUCCAGACCGUGACAACGACGACGACGCCGGCGAUGGGCUCGUGCUGGAGAACCAUACCAAGGCGGCGGUGGACCGCCUGUUCGCCGUUCCGACGCCGGCCGGAGUCGUGACGGUCGUUGCGCCUGAGAUGGCCCUCGGCAGCCGCAGCUACUGCUACCCGGCGUAUCCUUGCGCGCAGUACUACUACCCCUACCAGCCGCACCUGUACCCGCCGCAGCCGUACCCGGCGGCGUCUGCUUAUAGCCCUGUUGCCAUGUAUGGCUAUCCAGCAAGCUAUCCACCCGAAGCUUUCAGUGAGGAGAACCCAAAUGCAUGCACCAUCGUGUGACAUACUAGUAUAUAUGUAGUAUAAAAGAAGCCAGUA
Messenger RNA from Zea mays, 1335 nucleotides. RefSeq lists its product as uncharacterized. The record is from RefSeq and is a predicted model, not a curated record. Lineage: Eukaryota; Viridiplantae; Streptophyta; Magnoliopsida; Poales; Poaceae. The transcript has 5 exons. The coding region runs from base 118 to 1299 and encodes 393 amino acids. Gene Ontology annotation, molecular function: metal ion binding.